Sorex araneus (European shrew) is the source of this 1543-nucleotide messenger RNA. RefSeq names its product JNK1/MAPK8 associated membrane protein (gene JKAMP). The coding region runs from base 110 to 1045 and encodes 311 amino acids. The record is from RefSeq and is a predicted model, not a curated record. Gene Ontology annotation, cellular component: membrane. Lineage: Eukaryota; Metazoa; Chordata; Mammalia; Eulipotyphla; Soricidae. The transcript has 7 exons. Gene Ontology annotation, biological process: response to unfolded protein. Gene Ontology annotation, molecular function: ubiquitin protein ligase binding.
CCGGUUACCAGGAGGCGGAGCCCCCCGACGCGCCGUGGCCCGGAUGUCCGGGCUCCGAGCCCAGGUCCGCUGAUCCCGCAGCUUCUCCAAGGAAACCUACGGGCGGCCGAUGGCUGUCGAUAUUCAACCAGCAUGCCUUGGACUCUAUUGUGGGAAGACGCUGUUGUUUAAAAAUGGCACAAAUGAAGUAUAUGGAGAAUGUGGGGUGUGUCCAAGAGGUCAGAGAACAAAUGCACAGAAAUAUUGUCAGCCUUGCACAGACUCUCCAGAACUUUAUGAUUGGCUCUACCUAGGAUUUAUGGCGAUGCUUCCUCUUGUAUUGCACUGGUUUUUCAUUGAAUGGUACUCAGGGAAAAAGAGUUCCAGUGCACUUUUUCAACACAUCACUGCUUUAUUUGAGUGCAGUAUGGCAGCUGUCAUCACCUUACUUGUGAGUGAUCCAGUUGGUGUUCUUUAUAUCCGUUCGUGUCGAGUAUUGAUGCUUUCUGACUGGUACACAAUGCUCUACAACCCAAGCCCAGAUUACAUCACCACAGUACAUUGUACUCAUGAAGCUGUCUACCCAUUAUACACCAUUGUGUUUAUCUAUUAUGCAUUCUGCUUGGUAUUAAUGAUGCUACUCCGACCUCUUCUGGUAAAGAAGAUUGCCUGUGGGUUAGGAAAGUCAGAUCGAUUCAAAAGUAUUUAUGCUGCACUUUACUUCUUCCCAAUUUUAACUGUGCUUCAGGCAGUUGGUGGAGGACUCUUAUAUUAUGCCUUCCCAUAUAUUAUAUUAGUAUUGUCUUUGGUUACUCUGGCUGUGUACAUGUCUGCUUCUGAAAUAGAGAACUGCUAUGAUCUUCUGGUCAGAAAGAAAAGACUCAUUGUUCUCUUCAGUCACUGGUUGCUUCAUGCCUAUGGAAUAAUCUCCAUUUCCAGAGUGGAUAAACUCGAGCAAGAUUUACCCCUUUUGGCAUUGGUACCCACCCCAGCCCUUUUUUACUUGUUCACUGCAAAAUUUACUGAACCUUCACGUAUACUCUCAGAAGGAGCCAAUGGACACUGAACGUAAAAUGUCAUAAAGCCUAAUAAGUGUUCUUAAAUAAAAAAGUGAAGAAUCAAAAAUACAUUCAUUCUCUUCUGUUGCACAUGGAAAAACAAAAGUAUAUCUUUAUGUCUGUUUAUUUUGACCUAGCAGACUUUAUGAUUGGACUUGAAAAUGCAAAUAACCCAUUGUAUUCUGCAUAUAAUGCAUAUAAUACAGUAAAGCCAGCAUUCUAUUAUAGUGGACACAUUUGAGGAGCACUUAACUCUUGCAACAGUUUAUUUUAUAGAGCAAAAUAAAGUUUAUGUGUAUCUAGCAGAGCAUUCUUCCCAUUUUUAUUAAGAAAAACAUUAACAAGUAUGAAAUCCUUAGCAUUGACAUAAUUGUGCAUGCCUGUUGUGUUUCUUUUUUUUCCAUGUAUAAUUAAUUGUGAAGGCAAAUAUACGUGUGGGGUCUGAUAGAAAACAUGAAACUAUGUUUCUGUUAUCAUUUUCACCAAUAAAGUAUUUUGGUCUAUUA